CGUAACUAAACUAGUCUGUCUAUGUUUUGUAACCGUGUUGGUUGUGUGGAAAAGUAUUGUGUGUCGAAUUAUUUUUUUUGAAAUCUAGUGCUUUUUGAAGUUCACGAUGUCGGAUGAAAUCGCAGAGAAUGGAACAGCUAACGGAGACGUGCCAGAGAUCGAGCUGAUUAUAAAGGCAUCGACGAUCGACGGCCGACGGAAGGGUGCGUGUCUAUUCUGCCAGGAGUACUUCAUGGAUCUGUACUUAUUAGCUGAACUCAAAACUAUCAGCCUAAAGGUAACGACAGUAGACAUGCAAAAGCCGCCUCCAGACUUCCGCACCAAUUUCGAAGCGACGCACCCGCCCAUAUUGAUCGACAACGGUCUCGCAAUACUCGAGAACGAGAAGAUAGAACGACACAUCAUGAAGUCGGUACCCGGCGGGCACAAUUUAUUUGUACAGGACAAAGAGGUGGCGUCGUUAAUCGAGAACCUAUACUCCAAGUUGAAGUUGGUAUUGGUGCGCAAAGACGAACAGAAGUCAGCGGCGCUGCGCGCGCAUCUCGGCCGCAUAGAUGCCCUGCUCGAACGCAGAGGAACUAGGUUCUUAACGGGCGACACGAUGUGCUGUUUCGACUGCGAACUGAUGCCGCGACUACAACAUAUCCGCGUUGCCGGCAAAUACUUCGUUGACUUUGAAAUUCCGACUAGCUUCCGCGCGCUCUGGCGUUACAUGUAUCAUAUGUACCAGUUGGACGCAUUCACACAAAGCUGCCCCGCCGACCAGGACAUCAUCAACCACUACAAACUUCAGCAGUUAUCAGCAAAAGGUUUGGUGUUGUCGCCAACACUGACGCGGCAAGAGAAAGAGAGCAAUACGGAUUCGGCGCUUAAAAUGAAGAAACACGAAGAACUUGAGACACCAACGUUCACAACCUCCAUCCCAAUCGAUGUCAACGACUUGAACAAUACAGAGUAACUGUUAAUCUAUUGUCUACAUUACGUGGAGCGAGAAUGAGCCUUGGUACAAUAAAUAUUGGGCGGGAAAUCGAUGUAUGUCCACCGUUAAAUAAUUCAUUGCAGUUUGCAAUGUUGGCACCUUUGCAUUUAUUGAAAUGUUGUCAUCUCGACAGUAGUUCAUUGCGCGAUUAAAAAUCGUACUCACUGAGUUACCUCAGGGGAUUCAGCUGAUGAUGUCGGUUCACAUUAGGGCUUUAUUACACCAUCAUAUUAUAUAAAAUCAUAUCUAAAUAAAUGUAUGUAUCUAUUUAUUAAAUACAAUAACAGUAUCCAUAUCAAUGAAAAAUUUUACAAUGUCUUGUAUAGAUUAGGAGUAAUUUUAUUUGAUCAUUUUUCGUUUACAAUCUAUACUAUGACUAUAAAAUAUACGUAAAAUAUUAUGAUACUGUAAUAAUCCCCUUAGACAUACAUAUCAAGCGAUAAAUAAAUAAACGAAUAAAAAAUGCACAGUAUAAUAUGAGCUACUGUAUUACUUUCUCUGUGCUAUGCCUUAUAUUGUCCAGUUGAGUUUUGUUGUUAUAAUCUAAUGGUAUUUGUACAUUAUUGAAAUAUAGUACCGAGGGUUCCCAUCCCUGAGCGUGUCUCCCCUCCACACGUCCCUCCCCCCUCCCACACCUAAAAAAAUAUAUUUUUGUAAUUUCAAUGUCUUUAAAGUUAAAAUCUAUAAGAUUGGAUGUCUAGUAUGGUGCGAAUGAAAUCGUUUUUUUAUGGUUACGUUUUAAAUUUAUACGUGAAUCCAACAGCGGACAUGUUAGGCUAGCUGUAUCGGAAACUAUGUCAUUAAGUUAUUGUUUUAUAGUUACGUGAUUGUUUUACCUUUAAAAAAAAAAUGUUAUGACAAGUACAUAAUUUUCAUUUCUAGUUAGCCUCAUAAAUAAAUAUUGACAAAUCAAAGGGGUAUAUUACACUAACAAUAUAUAUAUAUAUAUAUAUAUAUAUAUAUAUAUAUAUAUAUAUAUAUAUAUAUAUAUAUAUAUAUAUAUAUAUAUAUAUAUAUAUAUAUAUACAUACAUACAUAUAUACAUAUAUACAUAUUUGAAUAGAUCAUCGAAUUGUUUAAUUAGUGAUGCACUUUUAAUAUCGAUAAAAUAUAUUUUUAUAAUAGUAGGUACCUUUUAUACUUAAGAAUCGUCUUACAGGAUCACAUUUUAUUUCCCAUCUGUAUUUAUGGGGUAUUUGAUAAUGUAAUAUGCCUCUUACAUAUAUGAUAAAUCAUAAACGUUAUGCAGUAUAGUUGUACAUUUUGACAUUUGAAUCAUCAGACUGUGAGAUGACAGUGGCCAUUAGAAAUUUCAUUAUCACUGUAGUUUUGGUAACUUACCCCCCUUAAUUGAAAAAAAUAUGCUAUUUAACAAUGUAUACCGUAAAAACAGAGGGACAAAGAUACACUUGUUUCAUGUAUACAUGCAAGUUACACAGACUUUCAAAUCUAUACAAAAAAAAAUUAAUUACCCCUUAUUUAGUGAGCGAAUGGACAUAUUUAUCGUUUAGUAGGGGGGUAUAGUGGAUAAUUUUUAGAUAUCUAUUUUUUUUUUUUUUAUUAUUUAAUUCAUACGUUAUUUAAUUCGGCAGAGGUGCUGAACAAGUCGAGAGUCAGUUCUCUUAAAACUUACAAUUUUUGUACCCGAGUAUUACCUCUUGUUUUAAAAACAUGGGUCAGUGAUGUUUUUAAAGGGUUUAUAACGCGAAACUGGCAACAUUUGUACUUAUUAUUUGUCAAGAUAAUGUAACCAUUCUAUAUAUUUCAUAAUGAUAAUUUAAACAAUUCGAUAAGUGAUUACCCUCAAACAAACUUUAGUUUUAAGAAUCUUUAAGAACAUAAACAAAAAUUAUUUAUUUCAUUGCCACUUUUUAUGAUAAACUUAUGUUGGAUUUGAACUAUGAUUAUUGGCGAAGUGCAAUACAAAGACACUUUUCAAAUAAUAAUUUAAUAUUUUUUAGUUUUGAAAAUCGACAUGUCUUACUGCAAUGUUGCCAGACUUCGGUAUGAACACUUUUAAGAUAGAAGAUAGAAUAUGUAUUCAGUGUUCAAACACAACGAAUAUGCGUUUGGGAUUAUUUUUGUACAUUCACAAUAGGUGUAAGAUUGGUUUACAGAUUUACAGUAUUCAUUUAUUUGUUCUUUUUGGACUCCCACUAGUUUAGUUUUUAGGUUAGAAAUUGAAACAAUUCGCCGCCAUUUUUUUUUUAUUAUAAUGCCUCUGCCUUCUAUAUUUUUUUUCAUUAUGAAAGAACUAAGUUAUUACCAUUUUUGAGUGCUCUUGCCUGCCCGAAUAUUACCUGCCUUCGUAAAGGUAGUUUAAUAUUAUUAAGUACUUACUUAUUUCUGUAUUCAUGACCUGAAUGUUUUAAUAUCUUCAAUAGAGAGUAAGUGAGGCUUUAAGUUGGACCACCUAUUUAUUUUAUAGACAUUUUAAAAUUCAUGUAGGUAUUCAUUAUUUGCAGGAUUUUUAUGAGUAUUUGGAUGAGUAAGUUUAAAGAAAAAAAUAAAUACUUUUUAUUUGCAAAUAAAAUCAUUAAUUUAAAUAGUACACACAAUAGAAACAAGGGCGAGAGGCGACCAACAUGUCGGAUGGACAAUGUAUAAAAUAUUAAUACUAGAUAAUAAUGUAAAAUAAAUAUUAAGAAAUAAACAAGGAUGAAUAUUAUUAUUUUU
Galleria mellonella (greater wax moth) is the source of this 3655-nucleotide messenger RNA. RefSeq names its product chloride intracellular channel exc-4 (gene Clic). Gene Ontology annotation, cellular component: cytoplasm; apical plasma membrane. Gene Ontology annotation, molecular function: chloride channel activity. Lineage: Eukaryota; Metazoa; Arthropoda; Insecta; Lepidoptera; Pyralidae. The transcript is spliced from 8 exons. The coding region runs from base 107 to 958 and encodes 283 amino acids. Gene Ontology annotation, biological process: chloride transport. The record is from RefSeq and is a predicted model, not a curated record.